AUGUAGUUUCCGAUACAAUAAGACAGAGCUUUGCGAACCUCAGUGCGGCAGAUAUCUACCCAAGCACCGCCCCAUCAAGUCCACUCCGUUAUAAAGUCCUUGUAGCUGCCAUAGCCUAAGCCAUGAUACAGGCUCGUACUGGUGACGAGACAACAGUGCUUUUCUUCGUCUCGAGCGAGCAGGCACCGGGUGAGAGGCUCGGUGUACCCAGGAUGUUCAGCCAGUCGUACUCAUCAGCUUGACGCUUUCCGAGUCAAUUUGAGAACUCCAAUGGACCGUUGCGGCAAUAGAGUUGCUCUGAACGCAAUAUUUCACGGUAUUGGAUCUAGUUCAUCUGCUCCACACCUACCCUGUCCACCAGCGACAGGCAAGGUCAGCCCUGCACGGAAAUACCUCUCUGAGGCCACUUCCGUCGCACUAUCAGGUAGAGGUGUGCCUCUGGGCCCCCUGAAAGAACCGUACGAGCGAGGGAGCGAGGGGAAAUCACGAUGCUGACCUCAGGGUGAGCGCGUAUGACCUGUUCGGGUGAGUUAAA
This is a messenger RNA of Dichomitus squalens LYAD-421 SS1, 535 nucleotides long. RefSeq lists its product as uncharacterized. Bases 271 to 495 code for a protein of 74 amino acids. Lineage: Eukaryota; Fungi; Basidiomycota; Agaricomycetes; Polyporales; Polyporaceae. The record is from RefSeq and is a predicted model, not a curated record. The transcript has a single exon.